AUGACUUUUGUUGAUAUCACUGGGUAUUUGAAUGAUGGCACCUGCAUUGUUCUUAAAAGAAAUACAAGAAAUGGAUAUAUCACAUUGAAACCAUUUUUACCCAUAUUGGAUCAAUUGAAUGAUUAUAAUAAUAUUAACCCUAAUUUGUCAAAAACAGAAUCUAAUCCAUUUACAAUUGAUGCAAUAAAAUUACAUAAAUACUAUAGUAAUGAUGUAACAAAUAAGGACAUGACUUUAAUAGAUACAAAUAAAGAAAAUUUACUCCUGACCAAAUUUGGUGUCUUGGUUGACACAGAUGCUAAUGGUGAUAAAUGGAUUACCGGUGAAAAAGCUAUUCAAAUUUUAAAAAAAGCUAAUCUUUAUGAUAUAUUCAAAGAUAAAUUAACUAGUGAUACAAAUAGAACUAAAACAAUAACGAAUAUACAUAAGAAUAGUAGUACUGAGGACAACCAUAAUACCACCACAACUAUGACCAGCUCCACAACUUCUAAAAGAAAUACAGACUCUUUUUCGCAAAGUACUGAUCCACAAAGACAAUUAGGAUCCCCAUUGAAAAAAGUGAAAUUAGAUAAGAGUCUUAAAUUAGACCAUUCUUUAAGUGAAGGUUUUAGUUCUUUUCCUUUGUAUAAACAUGAUUUACAUCUAAACUUCGUAAAUGUACCAUUAACUAUCCAAAAGACAAUCCCAACUGCAUCUGCUAUAGACAAAGAUGAGAGACUAAAAUUGGAGACAUUCUUACAAAAAUUGUUAUUCCCAUCAACUGGUGAAAAUAAUAAUUACUCAACAAAUGAACAAUCCUAUAAUUUGGUCGAAAAAGCUCUGCUACAAGAAUUAGAUGCUAUGUUUCCUCAUGUAUUAUUAAAUCUAAAUAUCCCAGUAGAUGAACAUGGUAACACACCAUUACAUUGGCUCACUUCCAUAGCCAACCUUAACUUAGUGAAAUCACUAGUUAAAUUAGGAUCAAAUAGAUUAUUAGGGGACAAUGAUGGUGAAUCACCUCUUGUCAAAGCAGUGAAAUCAGCAAACAAUUACGAUUCUGGAACUUUUGAAGAACUAUUAGACUAUUUAUAUCCAUGUCUGAUUCUCGAAGAUAAUAUGAACAGAACUGUUUUACAUCAUAUUGUUAUCACAUCAGGUGUCGCUGGUUGUUCUUCAGUCGCAAAAUAUUAUCUUGAUGUGUUAAUGGGUUGGAUUGUGAAAAAGGAAGAUAGAAUAUCAAAUCUACAUGAUGUAGAUCCAAUUUUGAAAAAUUUAACUUUAAAUUGGGUCUUAGUAAACAUGUUAAACUUACAGGAUUCAAAUGGUGACACAUGUUUAAAUAUUGCAGCAAGGUUAGGUAAUGUAGGAAUUGUAGACGCACUAUUAGAGUACGGAGCAGACCCAUAUAUUGCAAAUAAAUCCGGUUUAAGACCGGUUGAUUUUGGUGUUAGGGCGUUAAAAGAUUCUAAUAUUACAGAAAAUAAUAAUAAUAGCAAUCAUACUAAUAGUAUUCAUGCCACACCGAUAGCUGCUAGUGGUAAUUAUACCGAGGACAAGGGCUUGACACCUCCUGCAAAUGAUACUAGUAAAAAUAGUAAAGACGAUGUGGAUAAUAACGUGAAUCAUGUUAAGAAUAACUCCACCACCAAUUUCAAACUAGACUCAAUGAAAGAACCAGAUACCAUGAGUCUAAUUAACGACUUAAAAGUGUUACUGUCAGAUGUAACAAAAGAUUAUGAAGAUGAACUUUCUGAACAUAAGAAAAAACUGUCUAAAUUGCAUGAGGAAUUAAAUUCACAAAGAAAACAACUUGCUCUAACCAGAGAACGGUUACAAAAUGCGAAACAGUUAAAUGACGAAUACAUUCUUUUAAAAGAACAAUUAAUAAAUUUGCAAAAAGGUAUCAAAAAAGAAGAAACUAAUUUCAUAGAAGAAUCGAAAAGAUUAGGUAUUUCAACAGAAGAAACUGCUGGUAUUGAUUGGGAUUCUGGAGAUUUUGAUGUGGAUGAACCAUUUAGAAUUAAUUUGAUUCAUGAUUUCUUAGAGACUAAGCUAACUAAUGAGUAUCAUGGAGACAUUGAAAAGUUAUUGAAUGAGGAGUCUGUAGAAAAUGUUAUGAAACAAAUACGAUCCAAAUAUGAUGUCAACAAAAUAAAGGAUGAAUUACCUUCCUCCACAUUACUGAAGACACGAAUAAAUGCUUAUAAGAAGAAUGACGAAUAUUUACAAACUAUAUUAAAUGAUAUUCAUGAAAACCAAUCGGACUUAGAAGGCAAAUUUAGAAGAGUAUUAGCUCUAUGCUUAAAAGUGGAUGAAUCUAAGGUUGACAGCAUGCUAGAUGGUCUUUUGCAAGCUAUAUCAUCAAAAGAUCCUCAAGACAUGGAUACUAAUGAAAUGCAAGAAUUCUUAAACAAACAUGCAAUUGUCUAG
This is a messenger RNA of Arxiozyma heterogenica, 2409 nucleotides long. It is a transcript of the gene SWI6, whose product is annotated as transcriptional regulator SWI6. The transcript has a single exon. Gene Ontology annotation, molecular function: transcription coactivator activity; protein binding. The record is from RefSeq and is a predicted model, not a curated record. Gene Ontology annotation, cellular component: SBF transcription complex; MBF transcription complex. The coding region runs from base 1 to 2409 and encodes 802 amino acids. NCBI's taxonomy places the organism in Eukaryota, Fungi, Ascomycota, Saccharomycetes, Saccharomycetales, Saccharomycetaceae.